Molecule: messenger RNA, 876 nt
Organism: Adineta steineri
Lineage: Eukaryota; Metazoa; Rotifera; Eurotatoria; Adinetida; Adinetidae
Source: the annotation of a GenBank genome assembly
AUGUCUUUUUUCACAUCGGAUCGAACGAUAUUUAUUGAUUAUUCAAUAGCACCAAUAAAUACAAAAACGGCGCAUCAAACGCAUCAACUAAUAAAUAGAGCGCUUCGAGAACAGGCAGACUCUCCUGUUUACGAUGCGUCAUCAAGCGGCCCAACUUUUUUACAACAUCAUACACACCAUAAAGUAACAUCAUCACAUCAACAAUCAAAUGAUCAUGAUCAUUUACCUCAAAUAGCAUCUCCUACAAAUGCUGUAUUUCGACAUUAUGGACCAAAUGGGAAUCCUGCUACGUACGGUUUUCAUGUGAAUAAUGAUAAAUUUAAACCUCCUUCGAAAUCUAAAAAAAAAAAAGAAUAUAUUCCAAAAACAAUGAAUACAACAACAACAAUAAAAAUGCCAAAAAAUGGUGAGCCUGUUACGUUAACUAGAGCGUCACCUCCUCCUCCUCCACCUCCAUCUAAAAAGAAAACUUAUCAUGAAAAUCAUAGAAAGCCUCGUCAAUUAUGGUGGACACCGAAACGAAAUCAUAUUGAAAUACGUUCUGAAGAUACUAGUUUUCAUUAUAAUGCAUCAUCAAAAGUUGGAUCUUUUGAUAAUAUCGAUUAUCAUCCGACUGGUGGUCACAUAUCGAUACGUGAUGAACCUAUGCAUUGGCGUGCAGCACCAAAAGUUGAUUCCCUUUCAAAUGCUAAUUGGACAUCAACGGCACCUCGUAUUGCUGUACGAUCAGAAAAACUUGAAUGGGAUGCUCGUCCUAAAGUUAAUUCAAUGAUGAAUUUAGAUUAUAAACCUACAGGUGGUAAUGUAGCAAUUCGCGAUGAUAGACUUGAUCUAAGCCAUGUUACACCACGUGUUGAUUGUGGAUUUAUUGAAUAA